AUGUAUUUGGAAAGCCCAGAUACCAGAGAAAAGAAGCUAAAACAUAUAGCUGCCAAGAACCAGGUUCCUAAAGGGUGCUGCCCAGAUAAGUGGAUUGGUUUCCAACGCAAAUGCUAUUAUUUUUCUGAAAAAGAAGCAAAUUGGACAUCAAGUAGAGACAACUGUGCCACUGAAGAUGCUUUCUUAACGAAAAUUGACACACAACAAGAAAUGAACUUUCUUAGGCGCUACAAAGGCAAUUCUGAUCACUGGAUUGGACUGACAAUGAUUAACAAUCAAACAGGAAACUGGGUAGAUGGAACCAAGUUUAACAAUUGGUUUAAGGUGAGAGGGAGAGAAGAAUGUGCUUACCUCAAUGAUGAUGGUGCAGCAACAGCUAGGUGCUACCCAGAAAGAAAAUGGAUUUGCAGAAAAAACGAUACACUAGUUUAA
Messenger RNA from Carlito syrichta (Philippine tarsier), 432 nucleotides. It is a transcript of the gene CLEC2B, whose product is annotated as C-type lectin domain family 2 member B. Bases 1 to 432 code for a protein of 143 amino acids. The transcript is spliced from 4 exons. Gene Ontology annotation, cellular component: external side of plasma membrane. Lineage: Eukaryota; Metazoa; Chordata; Mammalia; Primates; Tarsiidae. The record is from RefSeq and is a predicted model, not a curated record.